This is a messenger RNA of Arabis nemorensis, 735 nucleotides long. NCBI's taxonomy places the organism in Eukaryota, Viridiplantae, Streptophyta, Magnoliopsida, Brassicales, Brassicaceae. The record is from the annotation of a GenBank genome assembly.
AUGUGGGCUUUACAGGUUUCGGCCGGGCCGGGCCGGGCUAGCCCGUUUGACAUACAGCUUCUCGCAGCCUUCAACAACACUGUUUCCGCGUAUCAGACUCGUCUCCAAGCAGCUCCCACCUCGACUGAGCUUACCGAGGCGAAUGCUACCAUCACUACUCUGAAAUUUGAGCUAGCGGAAUUGCAUGAUGCAGAGACGAAGAAUGUCGAAGCUCUUCGCCUUGGUGAUGAGCGUUUUAUUCGUGCUAAGUCACUAGAGCGCAAACUCAAGGAAGUCGAGGCCACCCGCGAUGAGCAUUGGGAAAAACUAAACUUUGCACGGGAAACUAUCUCGCUGCUGACUGAGAAUGAAGAGUUGGCUAAGGCUCAACUCGCAAAGGUGGAGCGGAAGUACAAAGUGCUAGCUGAUACUCGGGAGUUAGACCUGAAAACCACAACGCGUGAGGCGAGAAAGGAUCUUGCUAUCAAGUUUAAGACAACCCUCGACUUGGUGAAGUCGCACAUAGCGGGAAAGAACGCAAUGCUUGAACCUUUUGUCAAGAUCUCCGAGAUGAAGGCUAAUGUCGAGCUUCUUGAGGUCAUCAUCAAGGGUGAGUUUACGGAUUUCCAAGCUGAGCUAGAUGUGGUCUCUCUUGACAAGCAAGAUAAGUACGCAAAAGAUCUCGCCGAAGCCGAGGUAAGGGUUCUUAAACUCGAUAUGUCUCAGAUGAAACUUCUUACCUCUGAUCUCUCCUGA